CUGACAACACCGAGUACUAAAUUUUACACUAGUGCAUUCCACUUUUUCAGCGUUGGCCAGAGACAGUUGCUAUGCCUGGCUCGUGCAGUGUUACGGAAAAGCAAAAUUUUGAUUUUGGACGAGGCAGCAGCAUCGGUGGAUAUGGAAACUGACGCACUGAUUCAAAAAACGAUCCGAGAGCAUUUCUCCAGUUGUACAGUCCUAACAAUUGCUCAUCGCUUGCAGACCGUCAUGGAUAGUGACAAGUGA
Messenger RNA from Gongylonema pulchrum, 249 nucleotides. The record is from the annotation of a GenBank genome assembly. Lineage: Eukaryota; Metazoa; Nematoda; Chromadorea; Rhabditida; Gongylonematidae.